AUGGCGGCGAGGGGCCAUGUGCAAGACCCUAACGACAGGAGACUCAGACCCAUUUACGAUUACCUUGACAAUGGCAAUAACAAAAUGGCAAUCCAGCAGGCUGACAAGCUGCUGAAGAAGCACAAGGACCUUCACUGUGCCAAGGUCCUGAAGGCCAUCGGUCUGCAGCGCACGGGCCGACAAGACGAAGCGUUCACCCUAGCCCAAGAAGUAGCCACCCUGGAGCCCACCGACGACAAUUCCCUCCAAGCGUUGACCAUUCUGUACAGAGAAAUGCACAGACCGGAGUUGGUGACCAAACUGUAUGAAGCAGCAGUCCGGAAGGUUCCGUCUAGUGAAGAAUAUCACUCCCACCUGUUCAUGGCCUACGCUCGCGUUGGGGAAUAUAAGAAGAUGCAGCAGGCUGGAAUGGCACUUUAUAAGAUUGUCCCAAAAAACCCGUAUUACUUCUGGUCCGUCAUGAGCUUAGUCAUGCAGGCUAUCUCAGCACAGGACGAUAAGCUCUCUCAGACUAUGUUCCUGCCCUUAGCUGAACGCAUGGUCGAGAAAAUGGUUAAAGAAGAGAAAAUCGAGGCGGAGGCUGAGGUGCAGCUGUACUUUAUGAUCCUGGAGCGGUUGGGGAAGUAUGUAGAGGCGCUGGAGUUGAUCCGCGGUCCACUGGGAGAGAAACUGACCAGUGAGCUGCAGAGUAGAGAAAACAAGUGUAUGAAGCUUUAUCGGCGACUGGAGCGCUGGCCCGACUGCAACGCCCUGUCCCGCAAACUGCUCCUCAAAAACCCUGAUGAUUGGCAGUUCUAUUUGUCGUACUUUGAUUCGUUAUUCCACCUCAUCGACCAGGCCUGGACUCCGCCGGAGGAAGGAGAGCACUGCGCGGAGGGGGAGGUGCACCAUUCCACGGCCCAGGCCAUCGGCUUCGUGGAGGAGCGAGUGACGGUGGAGGAGGCGAAGGAGUCGAGGCCGCUGAGGGGACCGUACCUGGCCCGUCUGGAGUUGAUCCAACGCCUGAGAGAGAGAGGGAGUCCAGAGGAGCACCAGCUAGGUGAACCGGUGGAGCUGAUGAUUCAGUUCUUCGUGAAGUUUGGUGAUAAGCUGUGCUGCAUUACGGACCUGAAGAUCUUUCUGGAUCUCCUCACCCCUGACCAACAUAUACAGUUCGUUAACAGGUUGACGGAGGCGGUACCACUUGGGGCUCCGGGCGAAGAUGGCAUCGCGCUGCCAGGAGACACGCGUGCUCUGCAGAGGCACCUGUGUGUGGCUCAGCUGAGCCGGUCCCUGGGCCUGCAUCACGCUUUGGAUACGGACGCAAAACAGGGCCUGAUCCGGGAACUCAAAGUCCACUAUCGCCACGGCUUGCAGUUUGGGAAAUCGUGCUUGAAGACAGAGCUGCAGUUCUCUGAUAUGUACUGUCUCAUGGCAGCUCACGUCUAUAUAGACCUGUGGACAGACACCGGGGACGAGGGCAUGCUGUGGCAGUGUCUGGGCCUGUUAGAGGAGGGCCUGUCCCACAGCCCUUCCAACGCCCAGUUCAAACUGCUCCUCCUGCUCCUCUUCUGUCGCCUGGGGGCCUUCGAACCCGUAGUGGACCUGUACUCCAGCCUGGACGCUAAACACGUCCAGCACGACACCAUCGGGUAUUUACUGACACGCUAUGCCGAGUCCCUGGGACAAUUUGCUGCUGCUUCCCAGUCCUGUAACUUCUCCCUCAGGUUUUUCCACUCAAACCAGAAAGAUACCUCAGAAUACAUCAUUCAAGCGUAUAAAUAUGGCGCGUUUGAGAAGAUCCCUGAGUUCAUCUCGUUCAGGAGUCGGCUGAAUAACUCGCUACACUUCGCCCAAGUCCGCACCGAACGCAUGCUGCUCGACCUCCUCUUGGAAGCAGACAUUUCGUCUCCUUUAGAGGAAAGUGUGAAAUCCAUGGGACUGUGUCCCGAGGAGGACGACAUCCCGUGGGAAAACCUGCGAGACAACCGGGACCUCACAGUCCUCGUGAGCUGGAACCCCAAAGACCGGCAGCUGAGUGAAGAGCAGAGGCAGCAGUCAUUGGAGGAGGAGGCCCUGUGGCUGAAGGUGCGGUCGCUGACGCUACGUCUGGUCAGCUGUCUCUCCACCCUCAUUCAUCCUCCGUCACAGCGGAACUCGGAGAAGACCACGGAGAAUGGCGUGGCCGCGAAACCCUCUCUGCUCCAAACCUUGCUCUCCCAGUUGGAAGCCACGCUAAACCAGGCUGCCCAGUACACAGAAAAACAUUCAGAGCAGCAGUAUCCCUUCCUGGGCCCGCCCUCCACGAGAAUGACGCAGGCUCUGGCCAGUGGCAGCUGUCAGUGUCAGCUCUCCGCCCUGCAGCUCUCCGCACACAUACAGGAGCUGGAAGCCACUGGUCUUGACGAGUCGGCAGAACUUCAAACCCAAAUAUCCAAUUGCUUCAAAUCUUUAGUAGCACAACUUCAAGGUAUAGUAGACAAGUGUAAAGGUGACCUAAUGGAAAUGACGGACAGCCAGUGCAGAACACACCCCUCCCAGCUAGAAAACCUCGUCUUUUUCGUUGAGACUAUUAGCAUUGUGCUCUGGGUGUCCAGCCACUGCAGUAGCAUCCUCCGGCCACUGAAGAGCAGCCUACAGAAGAAGAAGAAAAAGAAAAAGGAGACCAGUGCAGCAGUGCCGGUGGUGUUUUCUGGGUUUGUGGAGUUCGUGGAGGGCCUGCAGGGCCUCAUCUCCCAGGUGGUGGAGAACAUAAGGAGCCAGGAGAGCAGUCUGACCGCACUGAAACUGGGCGCUCUGUGUCUGCAGGGACACGCCCAGUCUGAGGAGGACCUGACUUUUACGAAGACUGCAGUGGAUAAGGUGCAGGCCAGUUACCUGCGCUCGCUCCAGGAGGUGUCAGAGCUGCUGAAGAAGAGGGCCGACACGGUGAAAUCGCUCAAAAUCUGAACGCUCCUCCCAUAACCUGCGCCUCCUCCGCACCGCACGCUCCCCUGUGACUGCUCCUCCAGUCUCCAGCACAUCGUUUUGGCCCCUGCUCCACCUCCCCUCCGUAAAUCUGUCGCUUCAUAUCUGCCUGUCGAUUCCACUGGCUUUCUCACCGGGUCU
Molecule: messenger RNA, 3087 nt
Organism: Chanos chanos (milkfish)
Lineage: Eukaryota; Metazoa; Chordata; Actinopteri; Gonorynchiformes; Chanidae
Gene: naa25
Product: N-alpha-acetyltransferase 25, NatB auxiliary subunit
Exons: 24
Coding region: 1-2928 (975 amino acids)
Biological process (GO): N-terminal peptidyl-methionine acetylation
Cellular component (GO): cytoplasm; NatB complex
Molecular function (GO): protein binding
Source: RefSeq, a predicted model, not a curated record